UAUGUACACAUGGGGGACAGACUGAGUGAAGAGUGAGAGAGGAGUUAGGCAGGGCUGUAUAUUGUCACCAACCCUUUUUAGCCUGUAUACAGAGGAGGUAGCAGCCAGGAUGAGAAGAAUGAAUGUAGGGGUAAGUGUGGGGGAAUGAUAAAGUAUGUGUACUCCUUUAUGCAGAUGACGUAGUUGUUAUGAGUGAAUGGCAGAUGAGCUUCAAAGUUUGUUGGAUGUAGUGGAUGGCUAUGGUAAAGACUUUGGAGUAAGGUUUAGCAGUGAGAAAAGCAAAGUAAUGAUUGUGAAUGGGUCAGAGGAUGAAAGUAAUGUGGUAUGGAGACUUGGAGAGAAUGAGUUGAGACAGGUGCAAGAAUACAAGUACUCAGGGAUGUGGAUGAGUCCUAGUGGGUGUGCAAAGGCAAAGAAUGAAAAGAUAAAUAUGCUAAACCAGUGGGUAGGUCGACUGGGAAGCGCGGCAAGGAUGAGAGCAAGUAAGUAUGAUGUGUUGAGAGAAGUGUGGAAGAGUGUGGCUGUCCCAUGUAUAAUGUAUGGUAUGGAUGUGAUUGCAUGGAAGGAAAAUGAAAUUGAAAAGUUAGAAGUGGGCCAGAAUAGAGUAGCAAAGAUUGGCACUGAGUCCACCGAGGGGCACAGCAGUUGAAGCCUUGAGAGGUGACAUCGGAUGGCGCACCUUUAGGGAAAGACUCACAAAAGCCACACAAGAUUAGGCUUGAGAGAAUGGAUGAUGCAAGAAUAGCAAGGAAGGUGUACCUGUGGAAUGAAAGUGGAAGCAAAUGGAGGAAGAGAUGCAUGAGAAUGACAGACAGGAGUGGAUUGCAAGUUGUGUGGGCGAUAAGAAUGGCUGGUAGGAAUCAAAAUGAGCGUGAAUGGGUGGUAACAAGAGGAGGAAGAGUGGGAGCCGAAUGGGAUGUGAGAAAAUGGAAGAAUGAGAUAGACAAAGAAGUGAAAUGUGUGGGACUGAAUGAAUGGAAGAAUGAGAUGGAAAGAAAGAAGACCCUGGAAUGGUACAAGGAGAAAGAGGCCCCGAGGUAUGAAAGGUGGUAUGAUGGAAGCCUGGGCGGUGAUCUUCUCUUCCGAGCGAGGGCACAGUGUAUGGAUGUGAAUGCGAGGAGUUACAGGUGGUCUGAGUCCCUGUGCCAGAUGUGUGACAUGGGAGAGGAUGAGACGGUGGAACAUGUGGUGCUGGAGUGUGUGCAGUAUGCCAGAGACAGGAAUGAGAUGAUGCAAGUGAUACUGACUGAGUUAGGGCAUGAUACGAAUGAAAGAGUGGAGAACACAGGAAAGGAAUGGAUGGUGUUGUUGCUGGGACUGUGUAGAGAGGCGAGUGAAAGAAUGAUUGAGGCUGUGAAACAGUUUCUGGAGAGAAUGUGGCGUGUCAGGUGUAUGAACAAUUAGGAUAGAGGAUGCUGUUCGUUUCUCUCUUUUUUUUUUCCCCCUUCUACAGGAGUUGUCGAUCCAAAGGCCUGACUCAGGAGUGAUCCUGUGCCACCUGUACCAUCAAGAUCAAGAUCAAGACAACAGUUCCCUCGUGUUUACUACCACAGUGCAUAGAAAUCUUAUCUUUUUUCGCAAAUUUCCCAAGUAAUUCCCCACCCCGGAGGCCGCCCCCAGUACCCCAGUUCCCUGCAUCCAUGGUUUAUAUUGUUAUUCUUCAAGAGGUGAGAGAGGCAAGGGACGAGAGACGCAAGGGAGAGAAGCAAGGGAGAGAGACAGAGUUGACCCGUGUGGCUCCUCUCUGGUGGUGAAAGCAAGUGACGGCAAGAUGGUGAUGGUGACCCUGCCCAACCCCCUCCAGGAAAACUUGGAGGGUGUGACUGAGGGAGGGGCAGGGUGUGGGUCAGGGGCAGAAGGUGACGUGCCAGAGUUACGUCACGUUCCCCCAAAUGCAGGCCGGCAAGUUUGCUGACGUCACCAGUCGUCAGUGCACGGCGGGUGCUGCAAGGGGAACGAGGAGGUGGACCUGUUCAGCUCCUCAUCCCUCCCUGCCCUCUCCCCUGACAGGAGCAUGCCAGACCCAGGGGUGCCCAAGGAAACGGUUGCGGUGGAAACUGGCGUACAGCUGUGCCUGAGCCUGCCGUGGACGCAUUUCCCAGCCCCCGAACUGAACGGUCAACCUGCCGCCAAUCUCAACUUCAACCAGAACAGCUCGGACACGGCUGGCCAGGACAACCACCGCAACACAGACAUGCAUGCACCUGAUAUGGACAUGAAAAUGGAGGGACAGGAGUCCCACGUGAUGGUGUCCGACAGUGAUGCCUCAGUGCAGGAGGGGGAACGGCAGGCAGAGACCCGCAAGUGCCCCUGGGAGAAGCCUGGAGUUAACCGAGCCAAUGAAAGCAGAAUCAAACUUUCCAUUCCAGUCAACUGAACCUGUGAAAGUUCCCAAUCCGGCCAAGCAGGUCCCAGAAGGUGCGGCGUCCAUGCACCCCGUGAUGGUGCUGCACCAGAUGAAGCCUGGCCUGCUGUACAACACUAACAAGACCACCAGGGAUAACAAGCCUUUCUUCACCGUCACCGCCGACAUCGAUGGCAAGGAGUUCUCAGGCAAGGGGACAAAUGUGAAGAAAGCCAAGUUCUUCCUGGCCAACACAGCAAUACUGGGACUGUACGGGGUAGAAUCCACCUUUGAGAUCUCCGCUUAAUAGAAGUAGUAGCUGCCUGGGUACUGGCGGCGGUGUGCGGGGCAGGCGGUCCCUCGCACACGUGGCUGUAGAGUCUGCUACGUGAUAAUGACAAAGUAGAUAGGUAGCUACAUAGUAUUUUAACCUGAAGUCCUGUCUGUGAGUGUUGUCUUGUAUGUUGCUGCUUGCUGAAGGCAGGGAAUGUACUGAACUGGACCUGAGUGGCUUACAAAACUCCUGUGGAAGGGAAGUGAUGGUCUGUGCUAAAUGUUGCAGUCUGACGAGUGACGUGGAAUUCAAUUUUUCCACGUGUAAAUUCUUCCAGUCCAGUGUUUACCUUUAUUUUGUUCCAGCUCUGUUACUUAGUGCCAGAGUUAGAAGACUGACAUUUAACGGAAUUCUUAUUUAUGAUUUUGACGUACUUUCUUUUCCCAUUUAUUUACUUAGCCCAUGAAGUGUGGGUGCUCCUUGUAAAUGGUCGGUGCUGAGCCUGCCAUGAAUGCAAAUCAAAUGCAGCUGAUUGUGAAAGACAGGCACAGGAGAAGGGGUCAGUCACUCAUUCCUGCUUGUGUCAGAUCACUCAUCUAGUGUUCUGCUGUGGAGUGGAGUGGGUGAUGAGAGGGCUGUGGUGAUGGGACAGUGACAGACAAGCCCUACUUACUGAAAACAAAAGUGUGCGAACUCAUCACAUCAACACUUAUUUAGCUUCCUGACAAAAAUGGCAUCCAGUUUCAGAUGUUUAAGGUAUUUAACUCAUCUAUUUAUUUAAAGGUACCCACUCUUUAUGGGUUAAAUGAAAGCUGUACUCUAGUUUAGCAGUCAGUCUCACCACUUGGUUUAAUGUGAGCAGGUAAGGAAGCCCUAGAACCUGGCCCUUGGUUAGGUUCUGGUGACUUCUGGCUGGAAUCUCAGUACCUUAAUUUCUCUUCUGGUUGAAACUUUCUCCUCAAACACAACUGGCUGGAGCUGAGUCCUGGGAUGGUCAGCUGUUUAAAUAUUACUACACAAAAUGUUAUGAGUUUGAAUACAUAAUGAAAAUUUCUUUAAUGUGUAUGUAUGUAAAGGUUAUAAAAGCAAGUAUUUUUUUUCUUUUUCAAUUUUUGUAUAUAAUUGAGGUUAAGAUGAAUUUGAAACAUUGAUUGCAAUUUAUCAAGCUGGUGUUUUUGGUUUUGAAGGAAGUGUAAGUGCAAGAGGUAUGAAUUUGAAACAUUGAUUGCAAUUUAUCAAGCUGGUGUUUUUGGUUUUGAAGGAAGUGUAAGUGCAAGAGGUAUGAAUUUGAAACAUUGAUUGCAAUUUAUCAAGCUGGUGUUGGUUUUGGUUUUGAAGGAACUGUAAUUGUGCAAGAGGUAAUCAUUUGAUCAGAGUGGAAUUAAUGAAGCAGUUUACCACACCAGUAUUGUCAUUCCUGCUCCCUGUGUGUCCACCUUACCUCACACACCCUGACGUUUGCCUCAACGCCUUCAUUUAUCACCAAUGCAGUUAGGUAAAUUAUCACUUAUUACUAUUUUCUCAUAUGAAUUCAGAAACACUGUCAGCUUAUCAAAUAGUGUAUCUGUUAAUAUAACCUUUUGUAGGCAACUUGUCCUGUAACCACCUAUGACAUUUUAGGCUCAUUUUUGUACCAGCCUCUUCAACAGUUCUAUAGCUUAUGGAAAACUAAAUUAACUUCCUAUUCUCUCAUUUCCUCUGUCCAUACCAGCAGUUCUCAUAGUACUCUCAAUGUUGAAGGAUGAUAGCAGUCCAAGGGCAGAGCUAGUGAGUUUCUUUGAGUCUCCCCAAUAAUUGUUUUCUUUUGUAGCUUGCGGUGAAGAGGAGGAUAAUAGCGGUAAUUAAAGGUUUAGUGAUUAUAUGAAAAAAGUAUUUUUAUAAGGCGUGUAUUCGUGGGAGUGAUUUAAAAGUCUUGAAACAUUUAUUAUAAAUAGUCUUUACUUAUUUCAACUGUAGUUUUCUCUAAUCAAUGGUAAUACGAAUAAUAGAAUUACAUCAUGUUGCGUCAGCCUACCAGUAACUCAUAAGGUAUCAUACCCUAGCUUAUAAAAUAUGUUAGUAAUUUAGAAUUCAAUUAUUAACUUCAACUAAUGUCCAGCCUAUAUGCUCACCUUGCUAGCCAAUUAUUCCUGCAUUUUUAUUUAAACUCACGGUUCAGUAAAAUUAUUUGUGAAAGAAGAGAGAGAGAGAGAACUAGCUAAGGUUCCAAUAACUUCAGAUGCCUGUGGGUGUUGAGGGAGAGAGCACAAAAUGGCGUCUCCCUUCCCUCUGGCAACAGGUGGGUCUCGUAGCUCUGAAAUAUUUGAUUUUUCUUUUAUUUAGAAGUGAAUAUUACUGUUCAUGUUUAUUAUUCAUGUCUAGUGAAGAUAUAGUGACUGUACGUGUUGACAGAAUGGCGUCUCCCUUCCCUCUGGCAACAGGUGGGUCUCGUAGCUCUGAAAUAUUUGAUUUUUCUUUUAUUUAGAAGUGAAUAUUACUGUGUUCAUGUUUAUUAUUCAUGUCUCUAGUGAAGAUAUAGUGACUGUACGUGUUGACAGAAUGGCGUCUCCCUUCCCUCUGGCAACAGAUAAAAUAGCCGGUGUUGGUCCCACGUGGAGACAGGCCACAGUCUUGGGAAAGCGUUAGCCAUGUAAUGUUUCUUUAGUCAAAUAUAAUCUACUGUGAAUGUGUUGUGAGCAAUAUUAUUGCCGUAGAGAAGUGAUGGAGGAAGGCUGUGACGUUAUUUAGGGAUAUAACGGUGCCCAGAAUGAAUGGUACUCUUGAGGAGUUAUAAAAGUAAUUAUUUUCUUGUGUAUUCGUAGUGUUAAGUAACGGAGUAUAAGUGUAUAUGCCAUACCAGAAUUUCAAGUGUCAUAGUGGGUCAGUCAACCCAAAGAAUCCCAUCAGUAUUAUUCAUUUAAUUAUUUUUGCUAUUUUUAUAUUUUUCGUUCCUCCUAAUAAAGCCACACUGUAGG
This is a messenger RNA of Scylla paramamosain (green mud crab), 5572 nucleotides long. RefSeq lists its product as uncharacterized. The record is from RefSeq and is a predicted model, not a curated record. NCBI's taxonomy places the organism in Eukaryota, Metazoa, Arthropoda, Malacostraca, Decapoda, Portunidae. Bases 2015 to 2377 code for a protein of 120 amino acids. The transcript is spliced from 9 exons.